UCCUGGAACUGUCACAUGGGGAAGCACAACAUUUCUAAUCGGUAAACAUGAUCCACAACUUUCUUUUGUGCCUUUUUACAGUCGCCAAUGCCGUUUCCAAUUACCAUUUCGGAACUUCAGUAAAAACUAAUGAAAGACCAAUAAUCGGUGUGCUUGCCCAGGAUGUGUUUGAUCCGAAACCUCAAAGAAACUCAUAUAUCGCGGCGUCUUACAUCAAGUUUCUGGAAUCUGCCGGUGCUCGCGUGGUGCCAGUGAUGAUCAAUAAGUCUGAGGAUGAUUACACAAGGCUCUUUAAAUCCAUCAAUGGAGUGCUUUUUCCUGGCGGUGGAGUCAGUUUAGAAUCCUCUGGCUAUUCCAAAGCAGCUGGCAUUUUCUACAGACUUGCUCUUGAGGCCAGUUUGAAUGGUGAUUAUUUCCCUGUUUGGGGAACCUGUUUGGGAUUUGAACUGCUGACACUGCUUACAAGUGGAGAGUUGUUGUUGUCUCACACUAACACUAGUGGUAUAGCUCUGCCGCUGGACUUCACAGAAGAUGUCAAAGGCAGCAGACUGUUCAAAGAGUUUCCAGAAGAGCUCAUGAAAUCACUUGCAACAGAACCACUCACAGAGAACUCGCAUCAGUGGAGCAUCACUACAGAGAACUUUACCGCAAAUGAGAAGCUGAAAAAGUUCUACAGAGUUUUGAGUACCAACACAGAUGGACAGAAUAAGUUUGUGUCCACAAUGGAAGCAUAUAAUUUUCCUAUCUACGCUACUCAGUGGCACCCAGAAAAAAAUGCUUUUGAGUGGACCAGGCCCUAUAUUCCACACACACCAUCAGCCAUUAAGACCACCUUCUACAUGGCCAACUUUUUUGUGAAUGAAGCAAGGAAAAAUUUCCAUAGCUUUGCCAGCACUGAGGAAGAGGAAAAAGCCUUGAUCUAUAACUACAAGCCUGAAUACACUGGUAUCCAAAGUGCAUUUGAACAGACAUAUUUUUUUAAUUAGAUAAAUUAUUUUUUUUUAAAGUUUAUAGAUUUUUUUUUACAAUUGAUAUUUAAUGUAUUUUAAUUUUCAAACUGGAACUGAAUAUGCUCUACUUAAAUCAGACAAUCAUAAAGACAUAUAAUUAUUGAACAUUUCAUAUUUAAUGAUUCUCAAACAAUACAAACAGCAAAUAUUUUGGCAUGAUGAAAUUAUACAAACAAACACGAACAUAUACAAAAAUCAAAUAAU
Danio aesculapii is the source of this 1214-nucleotide messenger RNA. RefSeq names its product gamma-glutamyl hydrolase (conjugase, folylpolygammaglutamyl hydrolase) (gene ggh). The transcript is spliced from 9 exons. The coding region runs from base 48 to 986 and encodes 312 amino acids. Gene Ontology annotation, molecular function: gamma-glutamyl-peptidase activity. The record is from RefSeq and is a predicted model, not a curated record. Gene Ontology annotation, cellular component: vacuole. NCBI's taxonomy places the organism in Eukaryota, Metazoa, Chordata, Actinopteri, Cypriniformes, Danionidae. Gene Ontology annotation, biological process: tetrahydrofolylpolyglutamate metabolic process.